AUGGCUGAAGCCCAGCUACAACUAUCAGAUUCGAGAUUCACGCAGGAUCUCGAGAAGAGACGCACUGCAGAAGACAACGACGGCCCAAACACGCCUGCUACGGCUGGGUCUUCGGAACCCGUUUCGGAGGACGAGCCCUCCUCUCCCCCAAUCUUUCGCUUACCUACGGACCCGGACGUAAAACUGCUACGCCUCCCCUCCCACCGCCGCUGGCGCGCCUACCUCUUCCAAUCAGUCCAACAAGACAUCUUCCUCGAAGCCGAGCUGCUCAUCCUAACCCUCGCCACGGGCAUCCUCGACGCCAUGACCUUCGUGUGGUACCGCACCUUCGUGUCCAAGCAAACCGGCAACGCCGUCCUCAUCGCCCUCGCCUCGCUCGAGUCCAAAGCGGUGGUUCAGACUGAACCGCACGUCGCGACCUCGCUGUGCGUAUUUGUCGCUGGCGCCGCUAUCUUCGGACAUGUUGGCCACCUCAUUGGCCAGCAUCGGCGUGUUUGGCUGAUUAUUAGCAACGUGCUGCAGACGGCGCUGGUGUACGGCGCGACUGCGCUCCGCUUCUGGGGCUCCGAUCGCAGCAAUGGGCCCGAAUCUGUUGGGGUCGUAGCACUUUUGGCGCUUUCGUGCGGCGGCCAGAUAGCGCUAGCGCUCUGUGUCAAGAUGCCCGAGCUCAACACCACCAUGAUCACAGGCGCGCUCGUCAUGCUCGCAGUCGACCGAAACAUCUUCAAGCGCAAGAACCUGGCUCGCAAUAGGCGGGUGCUGUCCUUCCUCACCAUUGUAGCUGGAGGCUUCAUUGGUGCCGCUGUAGACCGAUACUUCUCGCCUACGUUUAGCUUGCUCCUGGUGGCUGUCCUCAAGACCAUUGUGACGGUUAUGUUUCUCUUUAAUAGGGGGACGAAGAAGAGGAGGAUCAACUUGGAGGGGGCGACGGAGAGUGCCCGGAGCUCGGUCACUUUCUUGAAAGCGAUUUGGGGCGAUUGA
This is a messenger RNA of Coniosporium apollinis CBS 100218, 981 nucleotides long. RefSeq lists its product as uncharacterized. NCBI's taxonomy places the organism in Eukaryota, Fungi, Ascomycota, Dothideomycetes. The transcript is spliced from 3 exons. The record is from RefSeq and is a predicted model, not a curated record. Bases 1 to 981 code for a protein of 326 amino acids.